Messenger RNA from Trypanosoma theileri, 5070 nucleotides. RefSeq lists its product as uncharacterized. Gene Ontology annotation, biological process: exocytosis; Golgi to plasma membrane transport. The transcript has a single exon. The record is from RefSeq and is a predicted model, not a curated record. Gene Ontology annotation, cellular component: exocyst. NCBI's taxonomy places the organism in Eukaryota, Euglenozoa, Kinetoplastea, Trypanosomatida, Trypanosomatidae. The coding region runs from base 1 to 5070 and encodes 1689 amino acids.
AUGACUGAUAAGACGGCGUCUGCUGAUGUGAAUGCGCCGGAACUCGAUCCAACGAGUCGCACGUUUGACCCAAAGGCGUACAUUCGUCGUAUGUAUGCAGAUGCCACUCAUGUGGAUUUUGAGAAUACACUUCUGAGUCAAGUCAUCCACGAGGCGGACGUUACGGAGGAGGCAUUAAAGGAGUUGAUCCGAGAUAGUAUGAAAACAUUUAUUGGAUGUAAAGAGGCAAUGGAUGUGAUGUAUGCAAAUGACACAUCUCUCUUUACAGGUGAGGCGAUUGAUCCAAUUUAUGAUGCCUUUCAAUCCACACUAAAGGAAGGAGAGGCACUUGUGGCUCCAACAGUUGAACUCUUUGAGGAGUUGAGGGCCAGUAAACUUACGAAGGAAAUACUUGCGAAACUUAUGACGGUAUGGAGUGUUCCUGGUGUUAUUUAUGAGUAUUGUGGAGUGCGGGUACCACAGCGACAAUCGGAUGUGUCACGAGAGAAGAAUAUAAAAUGGGAAGAGUUCAAAAAAGAUGGAACUCGAAAUAGAAGACGUAGAAGUACUAUUUAUGAUGAUAAUGAUGAUGAUGAGGAUGCUGGUAGUAUUAGAAGCAAUAGCAACAUAAGCCUCAAUAGAAGUAGAAGAAGCGUCAAUGUCAGCAACGGCAGCGACAGUGAUAACGAUAGCGAUAACAGUAGCAAAAGAAGUGAAAGAAGAAGUGAUAUUGCUCACCCUAUGGGAGACUCUGACGCUGAAGAUGAUGAAUGGCAACGGGUGGCUCGCGGAGCUCUGGAGGAACUCCCCGAUGAUGCUGGCACAAAUAAUGAUUACUUAUUAUUACCAGGCGAAGAGUUAACAUACUGGUAUGGAACACCAUUAGCACGCCGGUGUAGUAUUGGUAGUAGUGGUAGUAGUAGUGGUGCUGGUGGUGAUGUGCGUCCAACAGGCGAUGCGAAAAACUUUGAGGCGGCUGUCUUAAGUCUGCGGCGUGCGAUGUUGUAUUUGGAGGAGAAUUAUGAUCUUGAACAGGGGAUUGUACUCGGUGUAGGGGCCGGAGAUGAUGAUGACAAUAAUAAUGCUAAUAAUAACAACAACACAGAUGAUGAGAAGAGUCUUGGGCAUAUGAACAGUCCAGGUGGUCAGCAGCGAAAGCAGUUUGGAGCUAUUGCCCUUACAUAUCGUUAUGCCUUGGCACUAUUACGAGCUGCACUCUAUCUUAGUGAACAGAUGGCGGUUGAACUGCGGCACGCCAAUGCAGCCGAUACUGUUCUUAUUGAAGACAUUCUAUCCUCUAUGAUGGAUACGGCUAUUGCAGGAGUGAAACUUCGGCAUUUCUGCUGGACGGCUAGAAAUAGAUUACGAGUCGUAUCUAAACAUGAUGCGGUCAUGUCUGGACUGCGGAAAGAGCUGCGGGAAGGUGCUGUUGCCGAUGCUGCAGAUGUGUAUGAUGAAGAAGAAGAUGGUGGUGGAAGUAGCAGCGGUGGAGCAUUAUCACCUCGAGGAGUGUCAACACCAAUGUACGCAUCCCUUACAGGAACGGAGGCAAACUCCAGCUGCACAACAGCCAAUGCAGUGCCGUCUGCGGCCCAAGGAUCACAACAGCAACCAUCAUCAUCACAACAGCAACAACAACGUAUGGAACAUCCGGUGGAAUAUUAUAUUCGCAUCACCCGCAAUCAACAUACACGUAUGAUGGAAUCAACAGCAUUGCGUCUCAGCCGAGAGGCAGAUGAAUGGAGACAAAAGUUUAUGCCACGACCCAAGGAGAUGAACAGCAAUGAUGAAUUAGGACGGGGUGGUAGGAAUGAUGCUAGAUUUACAAAUAGUUUUAUGCUCCCUACUGGAAAUGGGGCUUUAUUAGGAAAUGCGAAUGAUUCCUUUUUAUUGUUCAACACUGGAGCUUUAGGUUUACCGGAUAUUGCCCUUGAUGCCAGUAUUGGGGAUCGUAUUACUGUUGGAGGUUUUGAUGUGGAUGUAACAGGACAGGGCGGAUUGCCAAACGCAGAAGCCAUUCUAGAAGCAUUCCGGACACCUGAAUCCAACUUUGCUCGUUUUACAACUUUUAGCAUAGGCGAAGUAGAGAUGGGUGGAGUGUUAAAUUGCUCUGCCGCACAACUAGCCAUGUAUAGUGAUGCACUUCUUCAGCAAGUGAUGGACAACACAGAUGUGGAAAUAAAUAUCUCUGCUAGCGCCGAAGCCGCCGCAGCUGGGACCCUAGCAGACCGUUUAUUUACUUCCUGUGUAGAUCAUUUAGAACUCGUUUUGGUAUCUUAUUGGGGUGGUAUUGCAGCUGCAGUACAUGCGGGAAUGUUUGAUUUUGAUCCCGAUGCCAACAGUGUGUUGUACCGAAUGAUAAAUGGACCUGCUGUUUUGGGUAAACGUGAGACUGCCGCUGUAGAUCCUACGGUGAGUGUAACAGUAAGUCUGACCAGUGGUGUGGAUGAACUUCCACGAUUAACGUAUGUUCCAGUAAUAAGAGAUGGGGCUCCUUCAUUACGAGAACAGUCGGUAGAUGCGGUACGUAAAAGCGUAAAGGCUGCGAGUGAUAUUCUCCAUGCACUUCUUCUCACCACUGUGAACCGUACAGUUCUACAAAGUUUUGUGCAAACCAUGGCAUCUUAUCGUGUGGGUGAUCUUCCCAUUGAUGGUGAGGUGGAGGAUGAGCGUAUUGAAUUACAUGCGGCUAUUCUCGUAGAAGUGAUUCUUGCGCAGUGGGAACGGGCGAUGCUUUAUGUGAGCAACGCCGUACGGCGUAUGAAGGUCGUUAUUGGUGAGAGUUGCACCUCUGCAUUGUUAGUGAGUGAAGUACAGGCACAGGAAAUGGGUGAUUUACUAGAGGAAUUAGAGCAACUGCGAUCUAAUCUAUUCCGUUGUUAUUCACAUGGUGUUGGUAUGCUUGCAAAGGCAUAUAUUACACUGUUACCAUCACUUCGUCAAACCUCAACAACAGGACGUGUUGUAGAUGGUGCCGUGUGUGCUCGUGUGAGUCGCGAGUUUGUCUCCUCUGCAAUGGCGUGUAAAUUACUUAAUCUUCUUUCUGUUGUGGUGGACCGUACAGCACCUUUUCUACACCGCUUUGAUGAAGUAUAUGAUGGCAUUGAUCUAUUUGCGGCAAAGGCGGAACGCAAAGAAGAUGUGAAUACUCAAAUGGAUCAGCAACAGAAAGGUCAUUCACGUCUGUUGCGACGCAAAAUAACAAAAGAAACGAAAUCCGAUACAGAAGAGGCAACAGAAUUAGAUGCGACGACGGCUUUCAUGUCCCAAUGUAAUAGUAAAAUGGUAAUUGAGCAUGUAGCCGAACAUGAAGAGAUGUUAUUAGCGCUUGUGGCAAAUAUUCUUCUUGUCUUUGUAGAUGCACUUCAUCAUAACUGUCAACGUGUCUCUCUCGAUGCCGGUGCGGCUCCAGAAACACGGGAAAGUGUCAUUAUUGAAAGUCUCGCCGAUGCCUUGUGUUUACCAACCACAAUUGUGCCUAUUGUGGCCUCGGAGCUUAUUCAGCCGUGUAUCUUGCAGGUGGUAGUGCGACUCACACCAGAGGCGAAGACUCCUCAAGAACAACAGACAUUGUUAAACCGCAAAGAAGAACAAUUUCGCACAGAGUACUUGGCCACUGUGGGGGAACACUGUGAGUUGUUGGUAGAUGCGCUGCUUGGAAUGUUUCUCGCCACACCACAGCAGCGUAUCUCACGUGAGGUACAUGCAUCUGGAUUUAUGGCUCCCAUGAUGGAUUGGCAACGCGUCUCUACACAUACCGCAGGUGCUGUGCGGCCGUAUGUAGCUGAUAGUUUAUUACAUAUUGCGAGGGCCCAUGAACGACUACAACAACUGCGACAACCUUUACUUGCAGCCGCCAUCACGCAGAGACUUGUAGCUCACUUUGCACUUGCAUUUGUAACAGCACUAUCGGCGGAUGGUAACGCCUUUGAGAUUUCAUCAGAUUGUAGUAAUAACUUUCUCUCUCACGGUUUGCUGCUUAUUGAGGCGGAGGGUCGUACGAUUCUCAGCAUUGCGGAUGCCCUCGUUGAUGGGAUAACGAAGAACAAACGUGCAGGUGCGGUGCUGCCAGAACUCGGCAUUGCACGGGAAGUACUGCGGGGAUCCGUUACCGCUCUGCAACGCCAAGGGGCUGCGGUAUGUGUGGCCCUGGCCGCACGAAAGGCAAAUAAUAAUAAUAAUAAUAAUAAUAAUAAUAAUAAUAAUAAUAAUAAUAAUAACAGUAAAGGUAGUACGGAACUGCUGCCGCUGGGAGGAGGAGGAGGAGGAGGAGAAGAUGCGGAAGGCGGCGAACGAGGAUUAUCAACGCUGCGGAAACGAGAGGAGCGGUGUAAUGCACUUGUGCAGAGUGCCAUGCAGCGUUCACGGUAUAUUGUGCAGGCCAUCAUCACACACGUGGAGGACAGUAGUAUCACUGCAGCCUUCAAGCCACUCCGCAGCGGCGUUACCGAGAGCAUUGCGGAGCGGUUGGCGAAGCGAAAGGAAGGAUACCGCCCAGCACAGAAAACACGGCAAAAUAAUGAAAAACACGUAAAGGUGAUCAGACCUUCCAAUGCAGAUACACCAGCCGCAGCAGCAGCAGCAACGACAACAGGAGAGGAGAGAGUGACUUCCCCAGGUCCACGAAAGUUACUGCGAAAAAAAGGAAAGAAAACAAAAUCAGAUGCAACCGACAAAGAGGGAGAUGAUGGAGAGGACGGUGAUGAUGAUGGGGGAAAAACAACAACAGCCUCAGGAACGGCUACUUCUGCUGCGAUGAGAAAUAUGCGAUAUGCAUCGGUACUGCAACUGGCAGCAGGACAGGGUGAAAAGAGCGUCAUUGUAAAAAAGAUGCAUACUGCUGGACACGGCGAUACAGAGGAAUCCCGCACGGCGGGAGAACAACAAGACGGUGGUGGUGGAGAUGCAGAAGAUAUGGAGAAACUCCUGCAAUAUAAAUUUGCUGAGCGAGAGGAUCGACGACACAGUAUAGAAAAACGAAACAGUAUAGAAAAACGAAACAGUAUAGAAAAACGAAACAGUAUAGAACCUGCUGGACACCAUGGUACGGAAGCUCGUGGUCGUCGCUUUAAGCGAACCCUCGCGUUAUAA